Molecule: messenger RNA, 1411 nt
Organism: Lycium barbarum (goji berry)
Lineage: Eukaryota; Viridiplantae; Streptophyta; Magnoliopsida; Solanales; Solanaceae
Product: NDR1/HIN1-like protein 6
Exons: 1
Coding region: 266-1075 (269 amino acids)
Cellular component (GO): plasma membrane
Source: RefSeq, a predicted model, not a curated record
AAGUAUCCCCUUUUGCCCCCUUAUGGUUUAUAGUCUACCCCUUUGAGGACUUUGCACCAAAUCAAGAAAAACAAAUCCAUUGAACACAACAAAAACUGACACUUUGCUUUGCCUUUACUUCACAAAUUUUCAUUUUCUUCCUCAAACAACCAAAACCAAUCUCUUUCCUAAACUCUUUCAUAUACAGUAUCAUCUUGUUCUUGUUUUUCUAUUGGAAUAAGUAGUGCUUUGGUCUUUACAUCUAACCUCAAUCUCCCAAGAAACAAUGACUGACAGAGUCUACCCUUCAGCCAAGCCUAAUGGCACAGCAACCACUGCCCCCACUGCCACCGCCGCAAAUCCAAACGCGGCCCCAAUCAAGAAUCAGAUGUACAACAACCCAAAUCGCAUCCCUUACCGACCGACACCAACUGCCUACCACCGACACAACCGCCGUCGUUGCAGCUGCCGACGUUGUUUCUGUAUGUGUUGUUUUUGGACCAUCCUCAGCAUCUGCAUCAUUCUCCUCCUUGCAGCUAUUGCUGGUGCCAUUUUCUACGUACUUUACCAUCCUCAACGCCCCGCAUUCUCAAUUUCCUCACUCAAGAUCUCUAAUUUCAACCUCACCACCACCACUGACGACAUCACCCACCUCACUGCAAAAUUGAACCUCACGCUCUCAACCAAAAACCCGAACAAGAAACUGAUAUACAACUAUAACACUAUCGCUAUAACUGCACUGUCAAAUCAAGUUGUUUUAGCAAACGGAUCGUUUCCAGGGUUCACUAGCAGUCCGAGUAACAUUACAAUUAUACACUCGACUCUAUCGAUGGUGUCUCAAGUGCUUGAUGCUGAUUCCGUUUCGUCUUUGAAAUCAGAUCUGAAGAGAAAAGCUGGGUUGCCGGUGACAAUUUUGAUGGAUACAAUGCUUGUGGUGAAAAUGGACAAAUUAAAAAGCAAGAGAGUAGGGAUCAGAGUAACGUGUGAAGGAAUUCAUGGACAAACUCCAAAGGGGAAAGCUCCAGCUGUGGCAUCAACAAAUAAUGCUAAGUGUAAGGUUGAUCUGAGAAUCAAGAUCUUGAAAUGGACCUUCUAAUUUUAGCUUAAUUUGUUUUUUUUUUCCUUUUUGAGUUAAGUAUAAUUAUAAUUUCUUUUGGGGUUCAAAUUGGCUCCUCUGUUUUUAUUUUUUAUUUUUAUUUUUAUAUAUUGGGUUUUUUGGGAUUUGUUUGUAAACUGAAGAAAGAGACUAGGAAGAUUGCCAAAUUUAAUUGAGAAAGAUCAGGUUUUUUUUUUUCCUAGAAUUGUGAAGACAUUGAGGGGCUGGUAUUAUAAGGUUUUUCUUUUCUUUUUUUCUCCUCAUAGUUAUGUGUUUAAGUUAAUUAGUCAGGCUUAAAUUCAUUGAAUUGAAGAUCUCAAUCACAAAUUAGCAAUU